This is a messenger RNA of Sphaeramia orbicularis (orbiculate cardinalfish), 2097 nucleotides long. RefSeq names its product cytohesin-3-like. Gene Ontology annotation, molecular function: guanyl-nucleotide exchange factor activity. Lineage: Eukaryota; Metazoa; Chordata; Actinopteri; Kurtiformes; Apogonidae. The record is from RefSeq and is a predicted model, not a curated record. Gene Ontology annotation, biological process: regulation of ARF protein signal transduction. The transcript is spliced from 13 exons. The coding region runs from base 120 to 1304 and encodes 394 amino acids.
UUGGCUGCACUCAGAGCGUCUCAGCUCUCAGAAUGGCAGCGCCGGCCCUUUGUUCUCUCUGACAUACAGUUUCCUGAGGAGCUGCCGCCAGUCACUCGACGUGCACCAUCAACAACAACAUGGCCAUACGAAGAAAAGACAGCUUCCUCUGGGGAAAAGCAGAGAGAAAGCAGGGUGAAACCAUCAAGACUCACAAGUUUGAGCUCCUGGAUGACAUUCAGAAGCUGAGGUUGGAGAUCAGUCACGUCAUCCCUGAAACCCCAAACCAUCAACCCAACCAGGAGAAUAAAAAUGUAGUGAGGAACAGGAGAUUCCUGCGUGGGAAAAAGAAAUUUAACAUGGACCCAAAAAAGGGCAUCAAGUAUCUGGUUGAAAAUAACCUGCUGGAAUGGCGAGCAGAGCCGGUGGCUGAGUUUCUGUACAAAGAGGAAGGGCUGAACAAGACUGCCAUAGGCAACCUGUUAGGGGAGAGGGAGGAAAUGCAUCUGGAGAUACUGAAAGCCUUUGUGGCUCUGCAUGAGUUCUCAGACCUGAAUCUGGUGCAAGCACUGAGGCAGUUUCUGUGGAGCUUUCGCCUCCCAGGAGAAGCUCAGAAGAUUGACAGGAUGAUGGAGGCAUUUGCAAGUCGUUACUGUGACUGUAACCCUGGGGUGUUCCAGUCCACGGACACGUGUUACAUCCUGUCAUUCGCGAUCAUCAUGCUGAACACCAGUCUCCACAACCCCAACGUGAAGGACAAACCCAGUCUGCAGCGCUUCGUGUCCAUGAACAGAGGCAUCAACAAUGGAGACGACCUGCCCGUCGAACUGCUCACGAAACUGUACGCAAGCAUCAGAAGUGAGCCUUUCAAAAUCCCAGAGGAUGAUGGGAAUGACCUCACUCUGACGUUUUUUAACCCGGACAGAGAGGGAUGGCUUCUGAAAAUAGGUGGAAGAGUUAAAACAUGGAAGAGGAGGUGGUUCAUCCUGACCGACAGCUGCCUCUAUUACUUUGAAUACACCACAGAUAAAGAUCCGAUUGGGAUUAUCCCUCUGGAGAACCUAUGUGUCAGGGAGCUCCAGGACUCCAGUAAACCGUAUUGUCUGGAGUUGUACAACCCCCAAGGACAAAAGAUAAAGGCCUGUAAGAUGGAGAAUACAGGCCGAGUGGUGCAGGGUAAACACCAGUCAUAUAAGCUGAGCGCCGCCAGCGCAGACGAGCGAGACGAUUGGAUAGAAGCCAUCAGGGCCAGUGUCACCAAAGACCCAUUUUAUGACCUGGUAUAUCUACGAAAGAGGAAGGUCAUCAGCAACACUUCCUCUUGAACCUCAGUGAAUCCAAACCUAAACAAAAGCUAAUCGUCAAACCACACAGUUUUGACACCAGAGGAGGAACUGAAACUCCAUGAAAAAUGAAUAGGCCAAACUUUCUGUGUCUUCACUACGACUCUGAUGUUUCAACCGAAAAUGUCACUUCAAUGGGAGAAAACACACCGGCACUUUGUCAAACCUGAAAGGGUUCAUUAACAGCUAGUACUGAUUUAAAUUAAUCCAUUGUAUUGAUACUUAAUAUUUGGUUAAAAAAAUUGUAAAUACUGAUAAAAUGUACAUUAUAUUUUAUUUAGCUGUAAAUUACUUCAUGUAUAAUUUAAUGACUUUAUCAAACAAACAACUGAACUUGUAAAAUAAACAGAUUUAUGUUGAAAGUACUUGUUUUGUCCAGCAGAUGGCGCUCCUUCCUUACUCUACAUCACCCACAUCAGUCUUUGGGUUCUUUUAUUGAAACUCUGUGAAUGUUUUAAGGUUUUUUUUUUUACUGUGAAAAGUCUCAUAAACUAAGACCAUACUCAGACAUUAACACUCUGAAUCUUGUCAAAUCGGUCGUAUCUUGUGUUUUCCUGCUGUGUUUCCUGUUGUGUCUAUGAUUUUCUGAUACUGAGCUGUGGUCGUGAGGUUAACGUUUCCUUGGAGAGAACAAACCAAAAAGCAAAUAAGAAAACAUGUUAUUUUUACACAGUUUAUUUCCCACAGUACGUUCAUGUCUUUAGUAUGUAGACUGAAGGAAGCUUCAUAUGAGGAACCUUAAAAUAAACUUAACAUAGAAACCAGAUAGAGGAUU